AUGAGCAAUAAUGGAACAGACCUCACCACUGGUUUCAUCUCCUCUAUUGUAGCCAUCCUUUUGUUUGGCUCAAACUUUGUACCACUUAAAAAAUAUGAGACUGGUGAUGGAAUGUUUCUCCAGUGGGUACUUUGUGCUGCCAUAUGGUUGGUUGCCUUGGUGGUCAAUCUGAUAUUACAUUGCCCUAAGUUUUGGCCUUUUGCAAUGGUUGGGGGCUGCAUUUGGGCAACAGGAAACAUUGCUGUUGUCCCGAUUAUCAAAACCAUUGGUUUGGGCCUUGGAAUCUUGAUCUGGGGAUCAUUUAAUGCCUUAACCGGCUGGGCAAGCUCAAGGUUUGGCUGGUUUGGAAUGGAUGCAGAAGAGGUGUCAAAACCACUGCUCAAUUACAUCGGAGCCGGACUGUCAGUAGUAAGCGCUUUCAUAUUUUUGUUCAUCAAAAGCAAAAUACCAAGUAACACGUAUUCUGUGGACACCACGCCAUUAAUAACAGAGCAUGUGAUUAACAAAACUCAAGAUCGCGGUCCUGACUAUUCCUGGGUGGAUAAACUUUCUACAGUGCAAAACCGCUUAGUGGGCUGCAGUCUCGCGGUAAUAUCUGGAAUAUUCUAUGGAUCUACAUUUGUGCCAAUCAUUUACAUCAAGGACCACAGCAAGAGAAAUGAUAGUAUAUAUGCAGGGGCAAGUCAGAACGAUUUAGACUACGUUUUUGCACACUUCAGCGGCAUCUUCCUUGCAAGUACAGUCUACUUUCUGGCCUACUGUAUAGCCAUGAAAAAUAAUCCUAAACUAUAUCCCAAAGCAGUCUUGCCAGGAUUCCUGUCUGGAAUACUCUGGGCCAUUGCUACCUGCUGUUGGUUCAUAGCGAAUCACUCCCUCAGCGCUGUGGUCAGUUUUCCAAUCAUCACUGCUGGUCCAGGAUUUGUAGCUGCAAUGUGGGGUGUCUUCAUGUUUAAGGAAAUACAGGGUCGACAAAACUACCUGCUGAUGAUACUUGCGUUUUGCAUCAUCUUGGCUGGAGCCUUAUGCACAGCUUUUUCUAAAAUCUAA
Messenger RNA from Physeter macrocephalus (sperm whale), 1047 nucleotides. RefSeq names its product transmembrane protein 144 (gene TMEM144). The transcript has 11 exons. Bases 1 to 1047 code for a protein of 348 amino acids. Gene Ontology annotation, cellular component: membrane. Gene Ontology annotation, molecular function: carbohydrate transmembrane transporter activity. Lineage: Eukaryota; Metazoa; Chordata; Mammalia; Artiodactyla; Physeteridae. Gene Ontology annotation, biological process: carbohydrate transmembrane transport. The record is from RefSeq and is a predicted model, not a curated record.